UUAUUUUCCGUUUAAAGCCAGAUCUCUACUAAUUACUCAAGCUUUCAUUCGCGAAUUAGGUUCUGUUCACUACAGUUCCCAUGCUGCCUCGCGCUUAAACAGGAAAUUGUGUCGACAAGUGUAGAGCUGCUUUUCUCAAAAACAUCGUUAGCUUCGUCCGUCGUUAAAGUUUGUAAACUAGUUUUGUCUCUAGCAUGACAUUAAGUAAAAUCACAUUAUCUUGUGUUAACGGUCAAUAUUAUUAUUUUAACAGGCAAUACUGAGGUAGUUUGCGAGGGAAUUUCGUCUGUUUGUGAGUGUCCACAUACUGGCAUUACGUCACAGAAAGAAAAAAAAAUUAAAGCUGCAAACGACAAUAAUAGUGUAAAACCCCACAGCUUUAAAAAUAAAUAAGCACUCCGUGCGCAUAUGCAUUAAAACCAACUUAUUUUUAGAAAAUAAUUGUGGUUACAGUGUCUCCCUGCGUCAUGGAAGUAAUUUGAACAGUUCUCUAUUUAUAAAGUUCUCUAUUUGUACGGUAUUUGUAAUGUUGAUGGCACACAUAAUUGUUAUGAUUGCUGGUCCCUUUUUGCUGUUCCUCAUUUCUGCUUUUGUUUGUGUGCCAUCUGGUCUGCUGGCAGGUGAAAUCGAAAUCAUAAUGGGGAAUCGUGGAAAGAGGAACUGAGAUCAACAAAAAUCGCUGUCAGGAGGCUGUUUGACAUUUGUAAGAUAUCAGAUAAAGGUACUGUACAUUCAGAUGUGCUGCUCUUCUAAAACGGUUGUUCUGUUUAAAAUUAAAGUUGAAAAUCACUAGACUAUUUGAAUUUGAGACAUUUUAUAAGCACUCACAGGAUGAGAGGAAUCGUUACAUUUUACCUGACCUAUCUGCUGUGCCUGAUGUUGGGGAUCACCUGUGUGGCAUUAGUAGCUUACUGGAAUUACAGCUAUAGAGGUGGAUUUGCAUGGGACGGCUCAAUCAAGCAGUUUAACUGGCACCCAGUCUUCAUGGUCAUUGGCAUGGUGGUGCUUUAUGGGAAUGCGGCUAUAGUGUACCGUAUUCCUCUUACGUGGGGUCACAAUAAGCUCCCAUGGAAGCUGUUACAUGCUGGGCUUCUGCUCCUUUCUUUUGUUCUGUCUGUUAUCGGGCUUUGUGCAGUGUUCGAAUACCACAACGCAAACCACACAGCGAAUCUCUAUUCCCUCCACAGCUGGGUGGGGAUUUGUACCACUGCACUUUUUGCUGCACAGUGGGUCAUGGGUUUUACCGCGUUUCUCUUACCUUGUACUCCAAUGACGGCUCGUGCUCUUGUAAAGCCAGCUCAUGUUUGGAUGGGAGGAAUCAUCUUGGUACUAGGCAUUGUGUCCUGCAUCUCAGGGAUCAACGAAAAACUUUUUUUUGCACUAAAAGGAAUCACCAAUGGGACGCUGCCUUAUUCUGCAUUACCACCAGAGGCAAUAACUGCAAAUGCAUUGGGAGUCAUCAUUGUAGCAUUUGGAUUGGUUGUUUUGAAAAUCUUAUCCAAUCAGACAUGGCAGCGUCCUGAGCCAGGCUAUGAAGAGGGAGUUUACCAGCCACUGGGGUAUGAUGGAAGCUGAUGUGCUAAAGCUGAAAUUGCUGAAAGCUAAAUAUUAUGUCUAUUCUGACUGAUCUGCACUCUUCAAUGGAAUCAAAGUCCCCCGAUGUAACAACAGUUCGUCUUUCCUGUUCCUAAUUACAUGCAAAUUUUCUCUUUAUUAUAUGUUUUAUGUUUGAUUUGAUUGCUGUUGUUGUAAAGCAUAAGACAAAUUAUCGGAUGUAAAAAUCACUGCUUGACUGUCGGUGGUUUGUGCUUAUUUAUUAUUUGAGAAGACUUCUAUAAUAAAUGAUUAAAAUAAUUUAAUUAAACAA
Messenger RNA from Carassius carassius (crucian carp), 1867 nucleotides. Its product is annotated as lysosomal membrane ascorbate-dependent ferrireductase CYB561A3-like. The record is from RefSeq and is a predicted model, not a curated record. Gene Ontology annotation, molecular function: oxidoreductase activity. Gene Ontology annotation, cellular component: lysosomal membrane. NCBI's taxonomy places the organism in Eukaryota, Metazoa, Chordata, Actinopteri, Cypriniformes, Cyprinidae. The coding region runs from base 832 to 1575 and encodes 247 amino acids. The transcript is spliced from 6 exons.